AAAGCAGGAUUCUUGGUCCCCUUUUCCCGACCACCUCCCACUCCCCUUCCGUGUCCCAGCUUUGGCUGGCAGAGUGAAGUGCACACAAUUUCAACACUCGAGAUCUCGAUCCAAGCCACAGACACAAUUCGCUCUCCACCAAAACACACAACCAAACAAUCAUCAUGGCUAUCUCAAAGACCAACUCUCCUGCCCGUGCCGGCAUGAAGCGCCCUCGCACUGUCCGCUUCAACAACACCGUCAAGCACGUCUUGGACACUCGCCGCGUCGAACCCCAACAAAUCAAAGCCACUUGGUACAGCAAGGUCGAGUUGACUCACCUCAAGGCUGACCUUAAAGGAGACCUCACCAUGCUCUUCACUGGGCAAGUCAAAUCCGAAGAAACCAACACUGCCUCUUGGCGCGGAUUGGAAGCAUACACUCAACGCAAUACCAAAUUCCAAAAGUACCGCAAGGAACGCCGCACCUUCUUGGUGGCAGGCGUCAAGGACUUGCAACAGCGUCUGCGAGCCGAGGGACUUGCCACUGAACACAGCAUCAGCAAGCUUGUCACCAUUGCCUCCAAACAAGCGGUUCAGGAAGCACAGAAUCUUGCUGCUCUUGAUACUCUUGCCGCCAAUCAAAUCUACCUCGAAACCUUCCUCGCUCCCAAGGUGGAAAUGCCCGCUGUCGGUGUUCCACAGGAGGCACUUCUUCCUCACCAACAAUUGGUGACUGCCAGAACUGCAUAAGCAAACAGCAGCCUUCUUUUUUCGAACUCUAACUUCCUGCUAAACAAACAAAACAAAACAAAACCAUUAUAUUAAGAA
Messenger RNA from Seminavis robusta, 809 nucleotides. The record is from the annotation of a GenBank genome assembly. Lineage: Eukaryota; Bacillariophyta; Bacillariophyceae; Naviculales; Naviculaceae.